AUGGACACGAAAUUCCAAGAAGCGCAGGAUGCGAAUCAUCGACCAAGAGGUCAGCUAUGCCUAAAUCACUCAAUUUCUUCAGCUAUUCCCGCGAUCUCGCUCAACGCCUUCUCAGUUUCUAACCAAAACACGAAGCAAAAAAGACGAUUUAUCUUCUUUCCAAAUACCUUCCUCUCCAGGAUAGCUUCGGCUCGCUUCACAGGAAUCAUCCGCACCACUGUACUGUACGGGAUAUACGAACCCGAGCAAGUACCGAGAUUGGGUCUGUGGACUGAAGUCCAAAUCUGGUCUGUUUCGAGUCUUCUGGCGAUGUUGAUCGUUUCAGUUGUCCGAUAUUAUGCUGGAUGGUCAACUAUGGAUGAUGAGAUUUCUGAGACUAGCAGGUAG
This is a messenger RNA of Cadophora gregata, 387 nucleotides long. RefSeq lists its product as uncharacterized. The record is from RefSeq and is a predicted model, not a curated record. The transcript has a single exon. NCBI's taxonomy places the organism in Eukaryota, Fungi, Ascomycota, Leotiomycetes, Helotiales, Ploettnerulaceae. Bases 1 to 387 code for a protein of 128 amino acids.